AUGAGCGCGAUGGGUGUUGGCGACGCUCCUCCACGUGCGACUGGUGCGCCUCCACGAAAGGCGAACGUCCUCUCCUUUGCGGCUCUCGUCGCUCUCACUGUCCUUCCUCAACUACCUUAUGUAUCGGCGCACGACCAUAUCGCGUACACGCACCACCACGGCCGGCGCCAGUCCGUCCCCGCCCAGCUCCCGGGCACAUGGGAGUUCCAAGGCUGCGUCACCGACGCUGUCGGCUCGCGCACGCUACAGGGCGCGACCCAGGCGAGCUCGACGAUGACGAUCGAGACGUGUCUCGCGUUCUGCGACGCGCAGGGGAUGGUGUACGCUGGGACCGAGUUCGGGAUCGAAUGCUACUGCGGCAACUCCCUCACCCCAGGACACACACCCGCGCCCCUCUCGGACUGCAACACCCCGUGCGCAGGAGACACGACACAGCAGUGCGGCGCCGCUGGACGCAUGACCCUCUUCUGGAACGGACAGGCCCCGUCCGCCGCCCCAACGCUCGUAGAGAGCGUCGGGCUGUGGAGUUUGUUGGGGUGCUAUAGCGACAACGUCAACGACCAAGGACGCGCGAUCGCACACGGCACGCCCGUGCAGGGCCUCGUGAGCAUCGAGUCGUGCACCACCGCGUGCUUCAACGCGGGGUAUGGGAUUGCGGGGACGGAGUAUUCUGCUGAAUGCUACUGCGCCUCCGAAAUAACAAACGGCGGCGCCCCCGUCCCCGCCGCAGAGUGCAACAUGGUCUGUGCCGGCAACUCUACCGAGCUAUGCGGCGGCCCCAACCGGCUCUCCGUAUACAACUAUACCGGGUCUGACCUGCCCCCCAUCUCCGGCCCCGGAGGAGGAGGCGGAGGCGGAGGCGGGGGAGGGGGGAUAGUGGAUGUGUUCCCGGUGUUGGAUGGUUUGCCAAGUGGGUGGGCGUAUAAUGCUUGUUGGGUGGAUAACGCCCACGGAAGGAUAGGGCCGUUCCAGGUGACAGGCGGCGCGAGCAACACGAUACAGAGCUGUGUGGGCCAGUGCGAGGCGUUGAAUUAUACGGUUGCGGGGACGGAGUUUGCUAAUGAAUGCUAUUGCGGCAACGCCCUCGUCAACGGCGCCGCCCUCGCGACGGACAACGGGUGCAACAUGGGCUGUGCGGGGAAUACGACUCAAGCAUGUGGCGGUCCGAACCGCGUCUCCGUCUACUCCAAAGGACCGAUCACCGCCCUCCCCGUCCCGAGCGCGCAGACGACGGGUUUGCCGGGGCAGUGGAGGUAUGCGGGCUGUUUGAGGGAACCGACAGGCGUGAAGAUGUUCUCCAACCAGAUCAUCUGGCCGACGAACAACACGGCGGUCGCGUGCAUGAGCCAGUGUGCGGCGUUUGGGUAUCCGGCGGCGGGUGUUGAGUACGGCCAAGAAUGCUACUGCGGCGACAUCACGGACGUAGCGGACAAGAACGGCGUCUUUGGGGCCGAGAGCGAGUGCACGACGCCCUGCCCGGGCGACCCCAUCCACCUUUGCGGCGACGGCGACAGGCUCACGACGUACUUCUGGAACGGAACGAUGAAUAACUGGCAUAGGCCGGCGAAUAUUGGGCGAUACGAGUUCUUCGUCCCCGGUGUCGUCGUUCCGCUGAUCGCCACAGUUGGUAUCAACGACAAAGUUACAUUCCUCGAAAAAGCAGGCACAGGAUUCCCGAACAGCACAGGCGCAUACGAGCUCGACCUCUCCCUCGCACACAACUUCUCCGCCGCCUGGCGCGAGAUGCACGUCAAGACCGACGUCUUCUGCGCCGGGAGCGUGAUCCUACCCGACAAGGCCGGGCGACAGAUCAACGUCGGCGGGUGGUCCCUCGACUCGACCUUUGGCGUGCGGCUCUACACCCCCGACGGCGUCGAGGGCACCAACUCCACCAACGACUGGGAGGAGGACUUCCACGUCCUCAAGCUCCAGCGGGGCCGGUGGUACCCCACCGCGGCGGUGCUCUCGAACGGCUCGAUCUUUAUCAUUGGGGGAGAGAUUGGGAGCAACGAUAUUGCCCAGCCGAAUAUGGAGCUUUUGCCCAAGCCGGAGGGCGGCGAUACGGUCAUUGAGUUUGAGUGGUUGCAGAGGACGGAUCCGAACAACUUGUAUCCGUUCGUGACGAUCCUGCCGAGCACGCAUAUCUUCGUUGGUUACUGGAACGAGGCGAGGAUCUUGGACCCUGUCACCUUCGACACCCUCGUCGAGCUGCCCAACAUCCCUGGAGCGGUCAACAACUUCCUUGCUGGCCGUACAUACCCUCUUGAGGGCGCUUCGGUUCCUCUGCCUCAGCACGCUCCGUACACCGACCCUCUUGAGAUCCUCAUUUGCGGUGGCUCGACUGAAGGACCAGGAUUCGCCCUUGACAACUGUGUUUCAAUCGCGCCGGAGGCACCUAACCCGACCUGGAUUGUUGAGCGUAUGCCCUCGAAGCGUGUCAUGCCUUGCAUGGUCUCUCUUCCCGACGGUACCGUCAUGAUCAUGAACGGCGCGCACCAAGGCGUCGCCGGCUUCGGUCUCGCCGAGGACCCCAACCUCAACGCCGUCCUCUACGACCCCACGCAACCCCACGGCUCGCGCUUCUCCAUCCUCAACAACACCAUCACCGACUACCCCGACGGCACGCCCAGAUACCCCGAGGAGUUCCGCAUCGAGGUCUACAUCCCGCCGUACCUCAACCAGGGCUUCACCCAGCCAUCCUUCGAGUUUGUCGGCAGCAGCGAUUGGGCGUACGGCUCGUCGCACCAGAUCAGGGUCACGCUGCGCCAGGGCACGACGAGCGGGAUGCGCGUCAGCCUCAUCGCGGCGACCUCGAGCACGCACGGGAACACGAUGGGCGCGAGGAACAUCUUCCCGGCGUUUACGUGCGCAGGCACUACGUGCACGAUCAUUGCGCCGCCCAACUCUGGAGUCAGCCCUCCCGGAUGGCACAUGUUGUUCAUUUUGGACGGCCCGACGCCCAGCCACUCCAAGUGGGUCCGCAUUGGUGGUGAUCCUGCCCAACUCGGUAACUGGCCUCAGCUGCCUGGGUUCACGACGCCCGGCAUGUAG
This is a messenger RNA of Cyclocybe aegerita, 3051 nucleotides long. The record is from the annotation of a GenBank genome assembly. NCBI's taxonomy places the organism in Eukaryota, Fungi, Basidiomycota, Agaricomycetes, Agaricales, Hemipholiotaceae.